CAUAUUGAUGGUGCUCUUUGCAAGAGUUCAAGGAUUUCAUUCGCAAUGGAAAAUGAGGGAUACGUUCCCUUCGAUCUCGUGAUUCAACCUACAACCAUGCUAACUUUCUCUGGAAUAUUUGAACAAGAAAUACCAGUGCCAAUAGAGGUUUUACCAACAGCAGUUACGUUUGAAAACAUCAAUCAGGCUGAAGGCCUGAUAUCCAUUGAUGGAUUUGUGAGGAUGAAGUUUACAAUGAUCCCCAGUCGUUUUGAAAACGCCAGUUAUGGCUGCGGAUCAAUAACUGAUGGACGCUCUAAAUUAACUGUCAACAUUACAAACUUCAUUGUAGUUGACAACAUUCAGAAAGGUGUAGCCGUGAACGUAGUUGGAACAGUAGAUGCCACUAAUGGUAUACUGUGCAUUACGUGCAACAACAUGAAUGCUAUUACCCUCAGGGACAACACUCCAGCAAUGUCGGAUGCAGACUUAGCCCAAGGUGGAAAACCCCUAAAGCGGCUAGCUCCUGUAGGUUAAGUCUCAUACCUCAAUUUUUAUAGUUCGUAUUUUUUCGUGUGUGUUUACGUAUAGAGAUUAUGGUAUUACAAUGAGAUUUAUUGUCCUUGGAAAAAAUCAUUCCAAAAAAACCAUAAUUUACAUUUAUUUUGUUUUGUUCAAGUUCGACGUUAAGCAUGUGAUUGUUUAAUA
This is a messenger RNA of Nasonia vitripennis (jewel wasp), 687 nucleotides long. RefSeq lists its product as uncharacterized. Bases 46 to 516 code for a protein of 156 amino acids. The transcript is spliced from 3 exons. The record is from RefSeq and is a predicted model, not a curated record. Lineage: Eukaryota; Metazoa; Arthropoda; Insecta; Hymenoptera; Pteromalidae.